Closterium sp. Naga37s-1 is the source of this 3807-nucleotide messenger RNA. Lineage: Eukaryota; Viridiplantae; Streptophyta; Zygnematophyceae; Desmidiales; Closteriaceae. The record is from the annotation of a GenBank genome assembly.
AUGUGCCUGCGCGCGGACCUUUCGGCCUCCGGCUCCGCCGUCGACUCCGCCACCAAAGUCCGCCUUCCGCCCGGGGAGGCCGCGGCGCUGCGGAGAAACCUUCCGCCGAUCCCCGGACUGGCAGAAAGCCUACGCGGCGGUGGAGCUGGGGGGCAUGCGGGGGAGGGGGAGGGGGAUGGCGCGCGGAUGGCGUGGCAGGUCCGCGGAGAGGCGGGCUUCAGCGCGGAAUUCGAGGAGAUGCGGCGGCGGCGGUAUGCGCAGCGGCUGGCGCAGGAAGCGGAAGGCGCGGGGAAUUCGCAGGCGCACGCGCGGGGGAUACUAGCGAGCGUGCAGGAGCCGAACGAAGCUGGCGCAGCGGAAGCUAGUAAUAGGGAAGAAAAUGUGGCAAUUUAUGUAGAAGCAGGGGACUCAGGGGACUCAGGCCACUCAUAUUCCAUCGCCCUGUUCCUUUCCCCCUCCCCUGUCUCUCCUCUUUCCCUCGUCUUUCCCCCCGCCUUCCCUCCUCACGCUUCCCUUUUCUUCCACCCUUUCCCUGUUCCCCCCUCCUUCCCUUUCAACCCCUCCUCCGCCUUCCCCCCCUCACCUGUACAGGUGGAGUUCCAGUUACCUCUAUCAGUCCCUCCCCACCUCCCUCACGACGAGCCCGCCACACCGUCUCUCGCCCACCCUCCCUCCCGCCCUCCAACAUCCCCUUCUCCUCCCGCUCCCCUCUUCCCUCGGGACCUUCCCCCAGCCCAUCCGCCCCACCAUCCCCCGCGCUCCCCCAUACCACACGCCACCACAGAGCCACGCCCACUCUCCCGCCCCCAGUCCCGCCACACCUCCCCCUUGCGCUCCUCGUCCCCCCGCCUCCCGCCCAGCAUGUCUCUCCCUGAUGUGCCCAUCCCCGCGUCUCUUUCUGAUUGGGCUGCCCAAGCUGCCCAUGAACGGCCUGUGGCAGAUCUAUUUAUCGACCCCUUGCCCCCCAAUUCCUCCCUUUCCUCCCCCUCACCAGACUCCCCUCGCUCCCCGCACUCCCCCCGCUCCCCUCGCUCUCCCCGCUCCUCCCGCUCUCCUCGUUAUCAACACGCCAGGUACUCCCCUCCCCGUCCUCACUCCCUACGCCCUCUGCAUUCCCCACAUUCCCAGCACUCCCCUGGAUCCUCUCCCUCCUCGCCUGUCACCCACCGGUCUCCAGGCUUUGAUAGCAGAAGCACAGGUACUGAAGCAUACAUGCAGCAUACAGCAGAUCUGGGUCAAGUACCUGAUGAGACCUUGCCCUCCUCCUCUUCGUCUCGUUUAUCCCUGGGACUCCAUACAGCAAGUUUAUCACCAUCCUCGUCGUUGGCAGCGGUAGGAGCAGGGGGAGCAGGAGCAGUGGCAGGAGCAGUGGCAGGAGCAGGAGCAGAAGCAGCAGAAGCUGCAGAUGCAGAAGGUGCAGCAGCAGAGGAACAGUCAGGGCCCCUCUCACCCUCAUGCAUGGCGGGACCUGCCCUCCCCUCCUUUUCCAGUGUCAUGUCUGCAGCAAGUGGUGAGACGUUCUCACAGGAUUUUAAACGUUACCAGCAGCAGCGAUCCAAAAGCAAUCUUGAGGCGCCUCUGAAGUCAACACCCGGCCUCCCUUCAUUUUCCAGUGUCAUGUCUGCUUCUAGUGGCGAGACGUUCUCACAGGACUUUAAACGGUACCAGCAGCAGCGAUCCAAGAACAAGGAGCAGGGAUGGGGGUUGGAGGCUGAGGGGAUGGGUGAGGAUGGGGAUGGGAAGGGGGAUGGGAAGGGGGAUGGGGUGGAAGGCGGGGGGGAGAGAGAGGGGAGGGGUGUGAAGGGAGGUGGAGGAGAAGAGGGUGAGUGGAGUGAGGAGGAUGAUCUUGUGGGGGGUGUGCCUCUCUCUCUAAUGAAGGCUCGUGGAGUGUCGUUGCCUUGCGUGCGCGCGCCUAAGGUUAGAGGGGAGGACGAGGGAGAAAGGGAGGGGGGUCACGCCAAACGGGGACGGUACCCCAUACCCCGGCUGCGCACGCUAGCAGAGAAGCUCCGCCUACCCCCCGCUGCGCUGCCAUGGGCGCUGCUAUCCCUAGCCGCCGUCGUGCUCAUGCUCCUCGGAUCCCUCUGGACUUCCCAGCAGACCUCCGCGCGGCACGAGCAGAUCGUGUCGCAGCUGCUCCGGGAAAAAGAGGCUCUUAAGCUUAAUUUCGACGAGGUGAUUACGAAGAAGUCGCACGGCCAGGCGGAAUUAGACGGGCUCCGGCAGCAGGUGGCGCAAUUGACGGAGGAGGUGGGGAAGAAAACAAAGGAAGCGGCGGAGCUCGCGGCUAAGGCGCAGCAACUAGCGGCCGAUUUAGACAAAGCUAAGACGGACACGACCGCGGUAGACGGAUUGAAAAAAGACAUGGAGGAGCAGAAGAAGAAGCUUACGGAAGAGCAGCAGGCAGCAGCGGCGAGAGCAGCCAAGGCGGAGGAGGAAGCGAAGAAAUGCCGAGAGGAAGCAGCAGCAAAGGAGAAGAAAUAUGUGACGGACGUGCGCGAAGGGAAGGUUGCUCCGCCAGGAGCGGAGGAAAUCGCGGAUCUGCUGGAUCUAUCCGUUAACCUCACGCAGCGCGUGCUGAAGCUGGAAGGCGAAGCGACCGCUGAGAAGUUUCAGACGGAAGCGAGAAUAAGGACGUUGCUAGAGCAGGCGGUAGGGAGCACCGCGGAGUACCCCGAGGCGCUGCGGCAGGAUCUAAAGACCACGCGCGACGCCUGCGUGCGCGCGGGGUACGCGUCGACCGAGUUGAAACGAACCGUAGCGGAUCUGUCGAUAUACAAGCACAAGCAGAACGUCGCGGCCGCUGCUGCUGCGGCAGGGAAAACCGGGGGGGCAGCAGCGGCGGAAGGGGAGGAAGAGCCCGCAGGGCCGCUGGCUGUCUGUCGCUCCGCGCGUUGCAAGGCGACAGACGAGGAGCUGAGCCGGUUUAUGAACUACACAGAGAAGGAGGUUUGCCCGGACGACUGGCAUUUCGUCCAGGAGUUGAUCUUCGACCGUGGCUGCCAUUCCCUGCCGCGGCGCCGCUGCUUCGCGGCGAAUUUCACGGGGUUUGAGGACCCGGUGCCGUUCCCGAAUGCUCUAUGGAACGAGAGUGCGCUCAUGGAUACCAACGUCAACUGGGAGCACCACACGUGCAAGUCCUUUGCGUGUUUGAAAUCCGGUCCGGGGCAGGUGAAUGACUGUAAGGACUGCUUUAAUCUUGACGUGGAGAAGACGAGGUGGAAGGGGGGGAUCAGGGGGACUAUUUCCAUGGAAGAAGUUUUUCAUCUGACCAACAACACGCUCCGCAUAGGGCUGGACAUUGGCGGCGGCUCGGGCAGUUUUGCUGCCCGGAUGCAGGAAUUCAACUGCACGGUGCUGACCACAGGGAAGAACUGGGCCAGUCCCAAGGAAAAAAACUCUACGGAACCCACUGGGGUGCCUUAUAUGGAAGCGGUUGCAGCAAGGGGGCUCGUGCCGCUGUACCUGCCCUUCUCGGCGCGGUUACCGUUCUAUGACAACACGAUAGACGUGAUUCACACGGGCACAAGCAUCAACGACGUGGAUUUCGAGGAGUUCGAGGAGAUGUUUUAUGACUGGGACCGCGUUUUGAGGCCUGGUGGGGUGAUCUGGUUCGACCUGUUUUACUCCCAGGUGCGCAAGAUGCCAUUGUACAUGGAGAUAGUGGACAUGUUCAAGUACGACCAGCUACACCGUGCUGUAACACCGUCUCUGGGCGCUGCUGGCCUUUACGUGCACAUGAGCUUCGUGCUGCAGAAGCCACGGCAGAGAGAUUUCACCCUUCCCCUGCCUGAACCAUUUGAGUGA